CCCUGCUCCUUUCCACUCUUUACCCAUUUGCUUCUGCACUCUGCAGCUUUGCAAUUGGAAUCCAACUUUUCGAAAAUAGCUGAAUUUUUGAACCACCAUCCAUCAUGAUUUUUCAGGCUCUUUUCGAUCGCAUGGACUUUAAUAGUUGGCUGGUGUUUGGUUUUGUUUUACUGCUUCUAAUUGAUAUUGUUAAAACCUGGAAGCCUCCCAAGUUUCCCCCUGGACCUCUGUCUGUGCCUUUUCUAGGAAACGUCUUCACCGGGGUGGACUUCAAAACAAUGGAGAAGCUUUCUCAGGAUUUUGGCCCAGUGUUCAGCUUGAGGAGAGGCAGUGAAAGGAUGGUGUUUAUUUCAGGCUAUAAGAUGGUCAAAGAGGCUCUUGUCACCCAGCUGGACAGCUUUGUGGACCGACCAAUUGUCCCUCUUUUCCAUGUUGUGUUUAAGGGCCUCGGCAUUGCUCUCAGUAAUGGCUACCUUUGGAAAAAGCAGAGGAAAUUUGCCAACGCACAUCUGCGUUACUUCGGAGAGGGCCAGAAAUCCCUCGAAAGAUACAUUGAAAUAGAGAGCAACUUUCUCUGUGAUGCAUUCAAAGAGGAACAAGGGAGGCCAUUCAAUCCUCAUUACCUCAUAACAAACGCAGUGGGAAACAUUAUCUCCUCUGUGGUCUUUGGGCAUCGCUUUGAAUACUCUGAUCCAAGCUUUCGCAAAGUUUUGGAGUUGGACAAUGAAGCAGUGGUGCUUUCUGGCUCAGCUCGAACUCAACUGUAUGAUGCCUUCCCUAGUUUGCUGAAUUACUUACCAGGACCUCACCAGACCGUCCACGCCAACUACAGGGAAAUCGUCUGCUUCCUCAGAAAGGAAAUAGAAAAGCAUCAGGAGGAAUGGAACCCGGAGGACCCUCGUGAUUACAUCGAUGUUUACCUGUCUGAGAUGGAAAAGACAAAACAAGACCCCCAGGCUGGCUUCAACAUUGAAACACUGGUGGUCAGCACUCUUGACCUGAUAGAAGCAGGAACUGAAACAACUGCCACCACAUUGCGCUGGGGUCUUAUGUUCAUGCUCCACCACCCGGAAAUACAAGAAAAAGUCCAGGAGGAGAUUGACAGAGUGAUUGGACAAUCCCGUCAACCCGCCAUGUCAGAUCGACCCAACCUACCCUACACUGACGCAGUCAUCCAUGAAAUCCAAAGGAUGGGAAAUAUUGUUCCACUUGGAUUCCCCAAAAUGGCCAGUAAAGACACAACACUGGGAGGAUACUUUAUUCCCAAGGGCACACCCAUAACUACCAUCCUUUCGUCAGUGCUUUUUGAUAAGAAUGAAUGGGAAACUCCACAUGUCUUCAAUCCUGGACAUUUCUUGGAUUCCGAGGGCAGAUUCCUUAAGAAAGAAGCCUUCUUGCCUUUUUCAGCAGGUAAACGUAUGUGUCUGGGCGAGCACCUUGCCAAAAUGGAGCUGUUCCUUUUCUUCUCAACUCUCCUCCAACGCUUCACCUUCAAACCAGUUCCUGGAGAAAUGCCCAGCUUGGAAGGCGUGCUGGGAUUCACCCAUUCCCCCGAAGAGUUCAGGUUUCUGGCUUUGCCCCGUUGAUGACAGUUGACACAAAGGCCAAAAGAGAUCUCUGUCCUCAUUUAGAGACAAAGUGUCCAGCUGAGGGAUUUUAGACCAAUACAUUUUGUAUGUGGGACACACAGACAGAGUGAGGCUUUUCACAUGUCUAUUUUCAAACAUGAAAAAUAUGUGAAUAUUAAAUGAACGGUGCUCUUUACCAACAGCAAGCGAUUCAAGUGACAAAUGUGUUAAAGCAGGUUAUAUUUUUGUCUGCACAUUUACCCUUUUUGUAUUUUAUUACAAUUGAAAUCUUAAUCUAUCAAUAGCUGUUUCCAACAACCAGAGGAAGGCACUAACAAGUUACUUACAUGUAUCUACUGAAAUAUCUUUUAAUAAAGGCUGCACUUCCAAAAACAGGUUUCAAUGAACCAUACUUUUAUAUUUUACUUGAGUCUUUUUCUGAUGAAAAAGUACUUUUGCUUAGCUAUAAUUGGCUACAUUCUUUUAUUCGUAUAAUGUUCAUUUCUCCUUGUAUUUAACAUUUGCACUUCUUAAUCUAACCAUCAGUGAUAUUCUUGACCAAAACCCUGUAAACUAUGGGACCUACCUGUUUCUGUGGUUUGUUCAAAAAUUCAAAAACAUUUAGACGAUUAGAAUUUGCACUUGAAAUUGUUUUUUUCUAUCUCAUUACGUAUUGAUAUCCCAAUAAUCUUGAAAUAUUUU
Messenger RNA from Oryzias latipes (Japanese medaka), 2270 nucleotides. Its product is annotated as cytochrome P450 2J2. Gene Ontology annotation, molecular function: oxidoreductase activity, acting on paired donors, with incorporation or reduction of molecular oxygen, reduced flavin or flavoprotein as one donor, and incorporation of one atom of oxygen; iron ion binding; heme binding. Gene Ontology annotation, biological process: xenobiotic metabolic process. Gene Ontology annotation, cellular component: intracellular membrane-bounded organelle; cytoplasm. The record is from RefSeq and is a predicted model, not a curated record. NCBI's taxonomy places the organism in Eukaryota, Metazoa, Chordata, Actinopteri, Beloniformes, Adrianichthyidae.